GGGAAGGGUCGCCUCGGAUUCCUGCACCGCCACGCCGUGGCGAACGCGUCCAAGGAUUUUCCACCGCGCCUUGUGCAGGACGUGAAGGUGAUUGAUGCGAGGGUUGGGUGCAAGAGCACCAUGGCCGCCACGGUCGAGACCGCCGCCAAGACUGCACUCAAGGGCGGCGAAAUUCAGACCCUGCGUUCCACGGAGGCCAGGGAAGGAGGUUCCUGCAAGCCGCCUUCUAAACCAGAUCCUCAUCCGGCAGAAGGUGGGGCUAUGGUGCCUAGGCAAAAAGUGGCGGGUGAACAAAAUCCUGAAAUGGCUCAAAUGAUACUAGCUGAUCUAAUAGAAAGCAAAGCCAUCAUGGAUAUCGACUUUCUUGAAAAUUGGUUGGUUGAAAAAGAAAGGCUUUCUGUUGAAACAUAUUUUGAGAUGUAUGCUUCUUUGACUCAGCGUGUCUGGUACAGCAAGUGGCUUUUAUCCAGCAAAGAAUACACUAGGCACAUCCCUGCAUUGCCUUCUGAGAAAGGUUUCAAGGAUUCACAGUGCAGCGAAAUACAAAUUGGGAAACUGCUUGAGUUGAUUUCUGCAAUGGAAGAUCAGAAUCACAGAUGCCAACAUGAAGAUCUUGUCAGAGCCAACCGUAAAGCUAUGUAUGCAAUCCGAGAAUUCUUAUGCGAGACCUGCUUGAAUCCAAAGCCAGACUUAGAGAUUCUUUGCUUGAACAUAAUAUCGCUUUCUGCCAAUGACACCAGCAACAGCCUCAUUCUUGGGAAUCAUCUCAGGCUUAUUGGAAUCAUUGUCACCAAAUCAAUAAUUGGAAGCCCAAACGUUCAGUAUCAAGCCUUCAGGGUCCUUGGAAAGCUCGCUAGGGUGCAUGCAACUAAAAUGAUGAUACUAGACUUUGGUGGAAUCUCUUCUGCAGCACAUGUCAUAGAGAACUCUGUGCUGGAACUAGAGUCUGCCAUAAGGAUGAUUACUGUUGUGCUUGAAUCAGAGUACAGCCAUCCAAAGAUAUUCAAGGAUCUCUUACCAUACCACAUAGUAAAAGCUGUGGGUGAAAGAAGGCUGACUGAACCCGCCUGCAUUGAAGCGGUUCUGGAGGCGGCAACAAAGGUUGAGCUUGCAACGUCAGAAUUUUUUGAAGCACUGAUUAUCUUGAAGGAUGGAAGUGGAAGCAAAACCUUCUGCUUGGAAUCCUUCUAAGGAUUGCUACACAAGGGACAGAUGAGGAGUACUCAUAUUAGGCUAUUGUGAUUGCCUCAUUUGUCAGUUCUGUGCAAGAUUCUAUUUGGCUGAGAUGUAGGUAAUUGUUAGUACCUACUAUCGCUACUUAUACUCAGAGGUGUGGAAUUUGGUUUGACUGGGAUGUAUCACACUCUUUAGCUCCUGUAAUUGCUUCUAUGGCUUGGAUGUGUGAAACAUUUUCCUUGAUGAUGUAGAUGGAUGUUUGUUCAAGUAA
Messenger RNA from Panicum virgatum (switchgrass), 1447 nucleotides. RefSeq lists its product as uncharacterized. The record is from RefSeq and is a predicted model, not a curated record. The coding region runs from base 121 to 1191 and encodes 356 amino acids. NCBI's taxonomy places the organism in Eukaryota, Viridiplantae, Streptophyta, Magnoliopsida, Poales, Poaceae. The transcript has 3 exons.